AUGAUGGAGUCGUACCAGCCGCAGCCCAGCGCCAUGUCCGAGUUCAGCACGCAGCUGGAAAAAACGGAAGCAGCGACUCUUUCUCUUCGCAAAGAAGUCCAGUCUUUGGGGCAGCGCCUCAAAGGAACUCCGGACAGUGAGCUGCAGCAAAAGCUCGAGUACCUACAAGGUGCCGUGUCCAGUAGCCAAGCCAUGAACCGGGCCCUGUUCCUCAAGCAUGCUGGCAUCAGAGAAGAGUACACAGAUCUCGUUGCCUUCCCGGUAGCGGAUGGAGCCACCAGGUUGUACGAGUUGAAUGAGAUCUACGGCAAGAUGACUCAGCUGCUAUCUCUUGUUGAGGGGAACAUCUACAAGAUCCUGGGAACCCCAACCAAUUUCUUUGCAACACAAGUUGCUGCAUUUCAGUCCUGGCUGCAGACAUCUCCUUUCAAAGCCUGCAUGGCUAUGCUCGGCGCCGGAGCUGUCAGCGGAGCUUGUGUAGCUGGCAUCUUGGCACUAAUCGCUGAUGUGGGCUGCAAGUGCACGGCGUGGACUGUGCUAGGCCAUGCCCUGGCCGGUGCUGGGGUAGGCGCUUGCAUUGGUGCUGGUGGAGCCUUGGUUGGACUUAUCAUCUUUGCAGGAUACGAAUGCUGCUACCGGAAGAAGGAUAUGAAAUCCGACACAGCAAGAGUUGCAGAGAUGGUUGACGCGCUGAACACCAUCCCCGACAGCCAGUACAUCAAGCACCUGGACGACCUCAUUGCAGAUUGCUGCAUUGUAGCUAACCAGCUUCCUGCGCAUGAAGAUCGCAAGUGCCUGUUCUGCCACGAAGAAGGUGACAAAGUCAUUGAGCCAGUCCGAUCACGUGGCUGCCAAGGACACCAUUACAUGUGCAAGAUGUGCUGGAAGGAGUACCUCAAAACUCCCCGUGGGAGAUUUGGCAAGUGCUCUGUGUGUGAUUUGUAG
This is a messenger RNA of Symbiodinium pilosum, 945 nucleotides long. Lineage: Eukaryota; Dinophyceae; Suessiales; Symbiodiniaceae. The record is from the annotation of a GenBank genome assembly.